Molecule: messenger RNA, 576 nt
Organism: Mucor velutinosus
Lineage: Eukaryota; Fungi; Mucoromycota; Mucoromycetes; Mucorales; Mucoraceae
Exons: 2
Coding region: 1-576 (191 amino acids)
Biological process (GO): protein import into mitochondrial matrix
Cellular component (GO): PAM complex, Tim23 associated import motor
Source: RefSeq, a predicted model, not a curated record
AUGGCCUUGGCACCCUUGAGAAAUCAAUUAUUCAGACCAUUGUUAACAUCCCAAGUUCGCCUUUCCAGCACAAAAGCCAAUUUAGCAGCUUCACAGAAUGUGAUUCCUACGUGGAAUGAUUAUUUCAAACUUAGAAAGAAGAGACGUGUUUACGAAGUAGCUUCAUAUUUGCCAAGCACAGUGGCUCCUGCUGCUGGUACCUUUGCCUACUUUUUACAAAUGCAAGUUGAUCCUUUGACAAAGGUGCUCGGUAUGGAUCCUUUGAUGGCCGCUGUAGCUUCCACUCUUGCUGCUGGUUUUGGUGGUUUCUUGAUGGGCCCUGUUGUAGGCAAUGCAUUCUUCAAAUUGAUGAAUGGAAAGGUUGUUCAUGCUAUGGAUAUCCGUGAUAAAGAAUUUUACGAACACAUCAAAAAGAACCGUGCAGAUGCUCGUCUCAAUUCUAUCCGUAACCCUGUUCCCGAUUAUUACGGCGAGAAGAUUCAAUCAGUUCAAGACUAUAGAGCUUGGUUAAGAAAGCAACGAGAGCAUUACAGAAAGGGCGUUUUUGGUGGCGAUGUCAAUGGUCUCGAGGAUUAG